AUGACGACGCGAUUUGAACUUCUCUCUGAGAUCGAUCCAUCGAAAUUCGAAGCAGUAACCCCGUCGCAGUUCAUCACAUUCACAAUGGUAAAUUCCCUCAACCACCGCCGGUGGCUCCACGCUCCAGCACUCCGCGUCGCCGUACUCGAUUCUCCGAUGGUCAAAGCUGACGAUGAAUCCCCAAUAAUCGCUGCCGUGAUUGUACCGAGGAACCGGGAAACAGACUGGACCUUCUGUACUGAAUCAGGCCAUUUUCAGCUCCUAUUCAAAUUCCAUGGCGUCUCCCGCCUCUUUCUAAUCGGUAAUAUUCCGCCUCAUCUCGGCGCUUCCGUUUAUAAAUCCCUUCCGGUUCUUGAUUCCGAGGAGCAGGAGAAACUAAAAAACGAAUUGAAACCACUACUGAUGUCCUGGUAUCCCAAAAAGAGUUCUGAUAAUGAUUUUCCAGAAACCCUAUUCUUGACAGAUGAAGAUGAUGUAGCGUAUCGUGUGACUGUAGCUAAAUUUCUGAGCCCCAUUGUUGGUGAAUUUCUUGUUGAAGAUGUUGAGUUGGUCGGUGGUGAUGAUCGCAAUAAACAACUCCGGAGGAGAUUGCGAUUUAAGAGAAUGCCUAAAGUGAUACAAUCGGAGGCCCUUCUUGUUCCUAUCAUUCCCUAUGACGAAGCUACUACACUGACAAAUUUGCAAAGUUUGAGGUCAAUAGAAGGCGCAAAGUUUAAUGCUGAUACAACAGUUUUGGUUCAACAAUACUUGAUUCCCAUGGUUGCCGGUAUGUUCUUGAUUGCUUCACAUCUCAAUGAGCAAAUUCACCAAUCGUUAGCUCCAACAGCUUUAUGUUUAGGCGUUGGUGGUGGCGUUUUGAUAAAUUUCUUGGACACUGAAAUGGGGUUUGUAGUUACUGGAGUGGAGGCCGAUGCUAUGGUUAUAUCUGCUGCCAGAUUUCAUUUUGGGUUAAACAAUUCAGGGUUUAAUCGACUAAUUGUUGGAGAUGCCAUAGAAACUAUUCAAAACUUUCCACCCCCAAAGCCAGAAGAGGACUCAGAUGAACUGAAGGUUGAUGAUGAUAUACCAGAAGGAGACAGAGAUGAUUCAAAGGUUGAUGAAAAUGUACCACAAGAGUAUCAUCCUAAAUUUGAUGUGAUUUUUGUUGAUUUGGAUUCAAGGGAGGCUAAAAAUGGGUUUAGUGCUCCACCACCAGAAUUUGUUAAGAAACCUGUUUUUGAAAGUUUGAGAUCACUUCUUGAUGAUCAUGGUGUUCUUAUUAUCCAUGUGGUUUCUUUGAAUCAAGUGUUCUAUACAACAUUGGCGGAAGAACUUAAGGAAAAUUUUCACAAGGUUUUUGGAAUUAAUGUUGGAAAUCAAGAUAAUUCUGUUGUUAUGGCUACUGUGUCACCACCUUCCUCCACUGAUGAUGAUAAUGAUUUCUUGAAGAAGUUGAAAUCUGUGACUCCAGGGACUAAUAUGGAUUCCAUAGUGGAAUUGUGA
Lactuca sativa (garden lettuce) is the source of this 1482-nucleotide messenger RNA. RefSeq lists its product as uncharacterized. Lineage: Eukaryota; Viridiplantae; Streptophyta; Magnoliopsida; Asterales; Asteraceae. The record is from RefSeq and is a predicted model, not a curated record.